GAGUUGAGAAACACCCGCUGCAGGCCUCAUACAGGCUGCUUGGAGGUUUUAUGCCACCAACCUUUCCCGUACAGAUCUGGUGUCCACGUGGGAUUUUUAUGAGCAGACUGUAGCUAUUCCGAUGUACAGACUUAUCCCACCUCUGAAUCAGCUGGACCUGCUGAGGAAUCUGAAGGGCAAAUCAUUCAGGAAGGAGUCACAAACAGAAACCUCUCCCAGUCGGAAGCUGAGUCUGAAGGACAAACUGUUUCCCAGUCCUUCUAAGGCUCCUGUGUCCAAGGGGAAAGCCCAGUCUCCAGGUGGAGCAGAUGAUGGUGCUGAAGCAAGCCCCAGCAAGGUCACCAAGAGCUGGAGCUUCACCGACAAGAACCGAGGGGCGAAAAAUGCCUUCAAAGCUCAGGGCAGCACCUCGCGCAAAAACUCAGAGGUGCUGAUUGAAAUGCAGGACGAAGACUUUGGACUGAAGAGUUCUCCAGCAAUUGAAGGUUUAAUAAAGGCGAGCCUUCCGGGAGAGGAAGUUGGUGACGAUAAGAGCUGCCACUGUGAAUUCUUCACUCAAGAGUUACCACCAGGCUUGAAAGUUGCAAUCAGAGCAAUCUGCAUCAUGAGCUUCCUGGUGUCAAAGAGGAGGUUCAAAGAGAGCUUGCGACCCUACGAUGUCAUGGACGUGAUUGAGCAAUACUCCGCUGGUCACCUGGACAUGCUGUCGCGCAUUAAGAACCUGCAGAC
Molecule: messenger RNA, 729 nt
Organism: Haplochromis burtoni (Burton's mouthbrooder)
Lineage: Eukaryota; Metazoa; Chordata; Actinopteri; Cichliformes; Cichlidae
Product: potassium voltage-gated channel subfamily KQT member 2-like
Biological process (GO): potassium ion transport
Cellular component (GO): membrane
Molecular function (GO): voltage-gated potassium channel activity
Source: RefSeq, a predicted model, not a curated record